Messenger RNA from Telopea speciosissima, 933 nucleotides. Its product is annotated as endo-1,3;1,4-beta-D-glucanase-like. Bases 147 to 857 code for a protein of 236 amino acids. The record is from RefSeq and is a predicted model, not a curated record. Gene Ontology annotation, molecular function: hydrolase activity. The transcript has 8 exons. NCBI's taxonomy places the organism in Eukaryota, Viridiplantae, Streptophyta, Magnoliopsida, Proteales, Proteaceae.
CCUCCUUGGCAGUUGGGAGUGAAAAGGUUUCGUUUGGUGAUGUUGGAAGUGAUGCCACUCUUGUUUCCAUCAAUGUCUUUCUAUAUUAAUCUCUCCCUCCCUUCCCCCUCUCUUUCUGUGCUUGAUGUCCAUCCACUACACUUGAGAUGGCAAACCCUCAAUGCGUUCAGAAUGCACCAACACUCAGUGCGAGCUCUGGGGUAGGGUUUGUGCAAGAAUUUGCAGGCCUCAAUACAUACAUCAGUGGUUCUCUUGAUUCCAAAUUUGCAAUACUUCUUGUCUCUGAUCUUUUCGGAUAUGAAGCACCAAACUUCAGGAAGCUUGCAGACAAAGUUGCAGCUGCAGGAUACUUGGUGGUUGUUCCUGAUUUCUUCUAUGGGGACCCAUUUGAAAUGCAUAAAAAUCGAGCUGACUGGCUUGCGGCUCACGGAACGGAUAAAGGAUUUGAAGAUGCGAAACCAAUUAUUUCAGCUCUAAAAAGUAAAGGUGUAUCUGCAAUUGGAGCAGCUGGCUUUUGCUGGGGUGCAAAAGUAGUCGUGCAACUGGCAAAGUCUGAUGAGAUCCAGGCUGUAGUGAUGUUGCAUCCUUCACGUGUCACUGUUGAUGAUAUCAGAGCUGUCAAGAUUCCAAUUUCUAUAUUGGGAGCUGAGUUUGAUGAAAUCUCUCCACCUGAACUCGUGAAACAGUUUGAAGAGAUUUUGGCUGUAAAACCUGAGGUUAGUUCCUUUGUGAAGAUAUUUCCUGGAGUUGUGCAUGGAUGGACAGUGAGAUAUGACACGACUGAUCAAUUGGCUGUAAAGAAUGCUGAAGAGGCUCAUAUGGACAUGCUGAACUGGUUUACUAAGCAUGUCAAGUAAGAAAAGGAGAGGGUGGCAGAGGUUAUGAUGCAGUGGUGCUUUCUUGGACCAGCAUGAACCCGUUUGUGAGUCCAGA